AUGGAUAAAUUUUUGAUUAAGAAACCACGUUCUAGUAGCGAUCUACCUGUUAGUUCACAUGUAGCUCCAGAAGCUCAAAGAGAGACAAUUACAUCUUCUUCUUCAAAUGUUGAUUGUAUUCUUGGGGUUGGAUCUCUCAAACGGGAUCCCGGAGAAAGAAAACCCAUCUUUGAAUAUGAUUUUAAUAUUCGAGAUGUUGUGAGGAGACAUUAUAUUUUGAUGGGACCUUAUCAACCAAAACUUCGUGUAUAUCCUAAAACAACAUUUGGGACUAGUAAUCGGCAAUUUAAUCCUGAGUGGUUUAAUGCUCCAAAUUCUGCUUGGUUUCUCCUAAGAAAUGGAUUGCCAUUUCGUGGUCAUGAUGAGAGUGAAGAUUCCGAUUACAAAGGUCUUUUUCUUGAACUUUUGAAAUUUCAUGGGGUUAAUUGUCCGGAUGUGGAAAAGGUGAUAUUACAACAUGCUCCAAAAAAUGAUAUGAUGAUUUGUUCAACAAUUCAAAAAGAGAUUGUGGAUGCUUGUACUAAAGAAACAAUUAAAGCUAUCAUCAAAGACUUGGAUGGUGAUUAUUUUGGAAUACUAGUUGAUGAGUCAAAGGACAUUUCACAUAAAGAGCAAAUGGCACUAGUUUUACGAUAUGUUAACAAAAACGGAGAGUUGAUAGAAAGCUUUUUGGGUAUUGUUCAUGUGGGUGAUACAUCCGCAAGAUCAUUGCAAAAAGUAAUUUACUCUUUACUUUUGGAUCACUCGUUAUGCCUAUCAAGACUUCGUGGACAAGGUUAUGAUGGAGCUAGUAAUAUGCAAGGAGAAAAAAAUGGUCUAAAGUCUUUGAUUUUGCAAGAUGCUCCAUCUGCAUAUCAUAUUCAUUGUUUUGCUCACCAAUUGCAAUUGACACUUGUGGCUCUUUCUAAAAAACAUCCGGAUGUGAAAAAUUUCUUUUAUGUUGUCACUAAUGUUUUGAAUAUUAUUGGGACAUCUUUUAAACGCAGAGACUUACUUCGACAACACCAAGUUGAGAAGUUGGAAGAAUUGCUUAAAUCUGGAGAAAUUCUUACCGGACAAGGAUUAAAUCAAGAACGUGGCCUCCAACGACCGGGUGAUACUCGUUGGGGAUCCCAUUUCAAAACCUUGGAAAAUUUCAUGAUUAUAUUUUCUUCAAUUGCUAAUGUGCUUAAAGAUAUGAAAGAAAAUUCUCCACAUGAUCUUGAUAAACUUACGGCAGCUUUACAAAAGAAAGAUCAAGAUAUUGUCAAUGCUAUGGGAUUGCUUAAUCUUUCAAAGAGAAGAUUACAAACAAUGAGAGAGAGUGGUUUGGAGUCUUUGAUGGAUGAGGUUUCUUCAUUUUGUGGUAAACAUGUUAUUUCGGUUCCCGAAAUGACUGAAGACUAUCCAAGAUCGAAGCGUAAGAAGUCCGAAAUUUCAUAUUUACAUCACUUUCGUGUGGAAGUGUUUUAUGCAGUUAUUGAUUUGCAACUUCAGGAGCUCAAUAAUCGUUUUGAUGUUGUGACUAGUGACUUACUCCUUGGCAUGGCUAGUUUGAAUCCGGUUGAUUCAUUUGCUAAUUUUAGUAAGAGCAGAAUAAUGAAGUUGGCCGAAUAUUAUAAAAGUGAGUUUGGUGAUAAUGAACUUCGAGAUCUCAGUUAUCAACUUGAUAGUUUCAUUGUCUAUGCUCGAGAGUGUGAUAGCAAGUUUCUCAACUUGAAGGGGAUUAAAGAUCUUGCUACGAUGAUGGCACAAAUAAAAUUGGAUCAAACUUGA
Messenger RNA from Solanum stenotomum, 1755 nucleotides. RefSeq lists its product as uncharacterized. Lineage: Eukaryota; Viridiplantae; Streptophyta; Magnoliopsida; Solanales; Solanaceae. The record is from RefSeq and is a predicted model, not a curated record. The transcript has 3 exons. Bases 1 to 1755 code for a protein of 584 amino acids.